Molecule: messenger RNA, 1738 nt
Organism: Lucilia cuprina (Australian sheep blowfly)
Lineage: Eukaryota; Metazoa; Arthropoda; Insecta; Diptera; Calliphoridae
Product: clavesin-1
Exons: 3
Coding region: 281-1276 (331 amino acids)
Cellular component (GO): membrane
Molecular function (GO): phosphatidylinositol bisphosphate binding
Source: RefSeq, a predicted model, not a curated record
GAUUUUUUUAAAUAUUUAUUCAUUUAACCAAAUUCAUUUAGUUUGGCUAGAAACUUCAACAAAUUAACAACCUUUAACUAAAAGUGGAUAAAAAAAAUAUUCAAAAAAUAUUUAAAAAUAAAAAAAAAUCUACAAAAAAAAGUAACUCAAGUUUUAAAUAAGGGUUACUUAGCUAAAAAAAAUAAAAUAACAAUAAAAAAUUAAAGAAACAAACGUAAUACAAUUAACACAUACAGUGUUUGUAGUAAUAAAAUAACAAAAAUUACAUAAAAUUUAUAAAAUGUUGGAAACCGAAAUUAUGCAACAGCCAAACUUAAACGGUCCCAGAAAUGGUGAGGAUUUUGAUCCCUAUGUCUGUUCUCUCUCAACUGAAUUAAAGAAAGUGGCCAAAGAAGAAUUACAUGAAGAUGAGAAUAUACGUAAACAAGCUUUGGCUCAAUUCCGCGAAUGGAUUGCCAAACAUCCACACAUUAAAAAAUGUCGCACAGAUACUAUUUUCCUAUUGAGAUUUUUACGCACCAAGAAAUUCUCUGUACCAGCUGCCUGUGAAAUGUUAGAACGUUAUCUAACCAUUAGACAACUUUUCCCACAAUGGUUUACGAAAUUGGAUAUUGAAGAUCCCGCUUUAAAUGAAAUCUUCGAAAAUGGUUAUUUGGUACCUUUGCCACAGCGAGAUGAACAUGGUCGUCAAGUGAUAUUUUCGGUAGCUGCUAAAUUUGAUCCCUAUAAGUUUACCUCGGUUCAAAUGGCUCGCAUACAUUCUUUAAUCUGUGAAGCUUUACUGGACGAUGAAGAAUCUCAGGUGGCUGGUUAUGUUUAUGUUAACGAUGAGAGUGGCAUGAAUAUGGGUUUUGUUAGUCUGUGGUCUUUGACAGAUUUAAGAAGUAUUGUUAAGUGUAUACAAAACUCCACUCCAAUGAGACACAAGGAGACACACUUUAUUAAUAUUCCUCACUAUGCUAACAGAAUUAUUGAAUUGGCAGUUUCCAUGUUAAGUGAUAAAUUGAAGAAACGUAUUAUUGUGCACAAAAAUGUAGAUGCCUUAAAGACAAAAAUCGAUCCUGCCAUUUUGCCUAAAGAAUAUGGUGGCACUGUACCCUUGGCCGAUAUGAUUAAAGAAUUCAAAUUGAAAUUGCAACAGAAACGUGCUGCCAUCUUGGCACUCGAUGACAUGCAAAUUGAAGUGACAAAAGAUGCCGCCAACUUUGCAGGCAAUGAUAUUGGUGACAUUGAUGCCGGUGUUGUGGGUAGUUUUAGAAAAUUAGAAGUAGAUUAAACUACAAAUGGCUUCCCCUUUCCCCACAACACUCCUUAAAGAAAAUCUUCUCAAUAUUCUUUACUUUUAUUAAUGUUUAGUAUUUAGUUUAUCAAUUAUUUGGUAUUAUUAAGCGUUUGUUUUUAAAUGUCGUAUUACUAAGAAAAGUAUCAUUGUGUAUUUAAAUAUUUGUCUAUUGAUGUUGUUCAACAUCGUUAAAAUGUUUCUAAGAUAUUUGUAACGAAAUUAGGUAGGUUAAACUCCCAACGGUAUUACAUACUUAAUAUUUAUUACUAUAUAUUAUCAAUCAAUCAAAAAUCCGUACAUUUUAAUGAUCACGAAACAAAAAAAAAGAACACAAUUGAAAAUAAUAUCCUGCAACAUUCUUUUCUAACAACUAUCUCUAGAGCGGACAAAGAAUUGCAAACAAAAUCUGCUGUUGUAUUUAUUAUCAUUAAUUAUUCUUUUUUAUAUAUAUAUAUA